Molecule: messenger RNA, 1183 nt
Organism: Amphimedon queenslandica
Lineage: Eukaryota; Metazoa; Porifera; Demospongiae; Haplosclerida; Niphatidae
Product: syntenin-1-like
Exons: 7
Coding region: 114-986 (290 amino acids)
Cellular component (GO): plasma membrane; cytoplasm
Molecular function (GO): protein binding
Source: RefSeq, a predicted model, not a curated record
ACUCGAGCUCGCUCCAUAUCUCUAUAUCAAGGACGGUUCUGCCUUGUUUCUUUAUCAUUAAAAAAUAGCAACUUGUCUUUCUGUCUAGCUCUUACUAAUUCAUAAAUAACAGAAUGUCUCUUUAUCCUUCACUAGAGGAUAUGACCGUUUCCAAGAUGGCUGGGGCUCAAGCUGCAGCAACUCAUCAUGCUCCACAGCGUCCUGCCAUCUCAAGUCAGCCAGCAGCUCCUACACCAGGCGGUGGUGGUGGGCUUUACCCUAGCCUUGAUGAUUAUAUGGGUCUUGAUCUACAGAAAUAUUCUCCUCCUGCCCAAGCUCAAGCUGUUGUUGCCAUUGCUUCAACUACAGCUGUCUCUACAACAGCAUCUGGACCAGUAAGUGGAGUAGCUAAUGUUGGAGUCAGGAGAGCACAGAUCAAACAAGGUGUCCGUGAAGUUGUCUUAUGCAAAGAUGCCAAAGGAAAGUGUGGCAUCUCCUUCCACUCACAGAGCAAAGGAGUUUUUAUAUGCUACGUGCAGAAAGACUCAGCAGCUGCCAUGGCUGGGCUGAGGUUUGGUGAUCAGAUCCUACAGAUUAACGGUGAAGUCAUUGCUGGCUAUUCAGAGGACAAGGUCAAUAAACUAGUCAAGAAAGCAUCAGCCACCAACAUAAAAUUUGCCGUUCGUGACAGGCCAUUUGAGCGUACUAUCACAAUGCAAAAGGACAGUACUAAUCAUGUUGGGUUUUCCUUUAAGGACGGUGAGGUAGUAGCAAUUGUCAAGGACUCAUCUGCUGCUCGUAAUGGCCUCCUUACUGAUCAUUUCCUCACUGAGGUUAAUGGACAGAAUGUCAUUGGACUAAAGGAUAAAGCCAUUGGUGACAUAUUCCGUGAAAGUCCACGUACCAUAACCAUAACUAUCAUGCCCAAGUUUGUGUAUGAUCACAUGAUAAAGAAUAUGGGAUCUAAGAUGAAGAAGAUGAUGGAUCACUCUAUCCCUGACGUCUAAGCGACAUGCCUUUUCAUACAAGAUACUCUGUUGACUUUUGAUUUAUGUACUUCUCUCUCUGUGUAAUCUGUGUAAUGCUUCAAAUUGUUAGAUCUCGCACACUUUUAAAACGUCUCAUUCACUAACCUUGUUCACAUUACAUAAUUAUUAUUAUACUCUAAAUAUUUGUUGCUUGUUUAUAGUAUCAUAAAUUAUAA